Diabrotica virgifera virgifera (western corn rootworm) is the source of this 1068-nucleotide messenger RNA. RefSeq lists its product as uncharacterized. The record is from RefSeq and is a predicted model, not a curated record. The transcript has a single exon. Lineage: Eukaryota; Metazoa; Arthropoda; Insecta; Coleoptera; Chrysomelidae. Bases 1 to 1068 code for a protein of 355 amino acids.
AUGGACCACAUACUUGACACCAUCAUCCUUGUUCUACCUUAUAAAUUUCAUUUUAUAAAAAAAUAUGUUGAUGACAUAAUACUAGCAUUACCAAGCACGGGCAUAAACGAUAUACUUUGGUAUUUUAAUAGUUACAACCCCUACAUUCAAUUCACAUUAGAACGUGAAGAUGCUACAGGUUCAGUACCUUUUUUGGAUACCAAAUUGAUACGAAAAGGUACCCAUUUGCUGGUUGAUUGGUAUAGAAAACCUAUCAGUUCGGGUAGAUAUCUCAAUUUUUGGUCAUACCAUAAAUAUUCAAUGAAACUUAAUUUAGUUAAAGAAAUGAAAAAUCGUGUCCUUAAAAUCAGCGAUACCACUUUCCAUACAAAAAAUCUAAAAAUUCUUUAUACCCUAUUCAUUGAAAACUCAUACCCAAGUACACUACUACAGAAAAUUUUGUUUAACACUCCACAAAAUUCAAGUAGUCUUUUAAGAAACGAGGAAAAUAUAUCUUUAUCACAAGAUAUGAUAGGACCUGUAGAUCCUUUACCAAAACAAACCGCAAUUAGAUAUGUAUCGCUUCCAUAUAUUAAGGAUAUUUGCCUUAAACUUAGUAGAAUUUUUUCAUCUAUUGAGAAUAUCAAAAUUGCAUUUAAAACAGUACUAACAGUGAACAAAGUUUUUUCUAAACUCAAAGACCAAUCCUCACUCUUGUCCUUAACGGAUGUUGUUUAUUGUAUACCGUGCGGAUCAUGUGAACAAGUAUACUAUGGUCAAACAUCAAGAUGCCUUAAAGACCGAAUGACAUCCCACAAGUCUGAUAAUAGACUACAUCCUGAAAGAAGUGCAUUGGGUGAACAUGCAUUUAAAAAUGGGCAUCGGAUAGAUUAUAAUAACAUCAAAGUAGUAGAACAGGAAAGUAACAUCACCAAAAGACUUUUUCUUGAAAUGGCCUACAUUUGCCAAGAUAUUAAUGCAAUGAAUCAUAGAACGGAUAUUGGUCAUCUAAAUGAAAUGUUCUCCUAUCUGUUACUACUAGAUAAAUGCAACAAUAACAAAACCAAUAAUUUAUCAAUGGACAUUUAA